Schistocerca piceifrons (Central American locust) is the source of this 1060-nucleotide messenger RNA. RefSeq lists its product as uncharacterized. Bases 490 to 942 code for a protein of 150 amino acids. The transcript is spliced from 3 exons. Gene Ontology annotation, molecular function: protein dimerization activity. NCBI's taxonomy places the organism in Eukaryota, Metazoa, Arthropoda, Insecta, Orthoptera, Acrididae. The record is from RefSeq and is a predicted model, not a curated record.
UGGAAAUCGUUGUGGAUCGCCGGUGCAUUGAGUGUGGUAAUUUGUGUUUUGUUUUCGUGGUACAGAUGAUUAAUAUGGUAAUGACAGUUUUCGAUCGAGAAAAGGAAUUUUCGUCAGAAGGAUUUUAUGUUUUCGACAAAAGUAGGAAGAUACUUAUGUGAAAAUACUGCAAUGUGCGCAUUGAGUGGCUGAGGAAGGACACAUGCCUGAAACACAUUAAUAAUAGUUCUUCCCAUAAGAAGAACAAGGAGAAGGCGCUAACAACUACUGGUAUAUAAAGACAAGCUACGCUCACGGAAGUCACUGCAGCGGCAAAACGAGCGAAAAAUGAUAAAGAAAAAUUAAUUUUAUCGACUACUCGAGCUUUCAUUGAGGCUAACAUUCCGAUGUAAAAAGUUGAUCACCCGAAACUGAGAGAAAGGAUGAACAAAUACAUGCCAGGAAAUAGCACUGCUGAAAGCAUGGACUCUGAAUUUCUUGCGUGAAAAAAUGGAAAUAAAGCCUGUGCAUUUGCUUGCAUUAUUUAUAGUACCACAGGCACAUCACAUGAAGCAACUCUCAGUAACAAAGAAAGAGGAAGUUCAUGCCAUCCACACCCAUGUUUCAAGUGUGGUGCACUUCAGGAAUGUAAUACAGAGGAUGAAGCCUCACCAUCAAUGCCUUCAAAACUUGCUUUGGGAUGAGGAGGAAGAGGAAACUGUCGAUGAAGUUCCCGUGUAUCUGUUAAUUGGAAAACUAGAUCAGGGACAGUCACUUCAGGAGAAGUGGAAAUCAAGAGCAACAACUUAUCCUGGAUUGUUGCAAGAGGCACAAGAAGUUCUAUGUAAACCUGUGUCUAGUGCUUCUAGUGAGAGGAUAUUUAGUAGAGCUGUGGUUGUUAUUCACAAUAAAUGCAAUAGAAUAGCUUUGGAAAAUGUGAAUGACCUACUUAUGGUGCCCUAAAGUAGCAAUGUAAGUUUUACAUUCAUUUCCAUAACACACUAUUUUCACUAUCAUAAACCUCUAAGGUUAAUGCCUUGUUUUGGGAGUAAAUUUCCAGGAGGCUGUUAUAGCAUUAUGA